GUCAGAAUCAGAAACGAAGGCGAAAAUUCCGACUCUCAGAGGCGCAGACGGACGGACGUUUAUAACUUCGUUUCAUAAUCAAUAAUUUCUCUUGCUGAAAGCAGCACAACACGAAACGAAAACACAAAGCUUUUUCCAUCACAAAGUACAGCAUUUCAAACUAUUUUCGGUCGUAAAACGAAAAGGGAGCUAAAUCAAAUGUAAAAGUUUGUCAAAACAUACAAACGACAAUUGUUCGUGUGUGUGCGCGAGCCCGAGCCCGAGAUCUUGAGGAAUUAGGAAGUGAACAACAUUGGGGCCAGAGCAGCGACUGCAAAAACCGAAACGGAAUCACAAGAUCACACACAACCAGUAGAAAGUUUGUUCGUUUUGGGGUCAGGUCACAAUUAUGGACGACACUGCCGCCUCGCCCGCAGCGGCCACAGCAGCUGGCUGUGAUGCUGCUCGUGACAAGACAACAAACGCUGGCGUAGCCGUUGCCGCCGCCGCAGCGGCCAGCAGCACCAGUGUGAGGCUUCUAAUUAAGUCGUCCAAUCAACAGUAUGACGACAUGAAUGUCGACAGUGAUCUCUCCUGGACGGUGCAGCGCCUGAAGAAGCAACUGUCCCUGGUGUAUCCUGGCAAACCGGACAUCAACGAUCAAAAGCUCAUUUACUCUGGCAAACUGCUGGACGAUGCCCAGAAGCUGUCGGAGGUUAUACGCAGCUACAAAGACGUCUACCAGCAGCAUCACAUCUUUCACCUGGUCUGUGCCAACAAGCACUUUGCCAAGCCCCCGGCCAUGCCCACGGCCGUGCCCAAGAACGCAACAGCUCCGCGCCAGGAGGCCAACGCCAACGAGCUUCGUCAGCGACAUGCCACAAAUCAGCAGCAGCCGCCACUGCAACUGCCCCAACAGCAGGCCAGUGCAGACAGUUUCCUGCAAGGUGACGAAAAUCUCGCAUUUAGAACCUGGUAUACUCUCUGGCUGCGGCAGCAACAGACGGCCAUCCAUCCGGAUCCGCAUGUGGCCUACCAGCAGCAGGUCCUCAUCUACAAUGCCUGGAUGAGUCAGGUCUAUGACAGAUACUUGCAGGAUCUGAUGCGUGGAGCGGAGUCACCGCCUGGGAAUAGAGUACCAAUGCUGCCGAAUCUGCUGCCACAAUGGGAACUGGAGGCCAGGCAGCGAGUCGCCGCCGCAUCUGUACUUGCAGCUGGAGUCCAACUGAAUCAGGCGCCUGCCGCACAGCCGGCAGCAGCGCCGGCACCAGCCAACAGACCAAACUUUCCCCACAUCCAGGAGGAGCCCGAGAACCGAGACUGGCUCGACAGUUUCUUUAGCUUCACGCGCCUGGCCAUUUUCGUGACUGUCUUGUACUUCAAUUCGUCGCCGCUGCGUUGCCUCCUGGUGAUGUUCAUUGCCGGUGUGAUUUACCUAUAUCAUAUUGGUGUCCUGCGACGUCGUCGUGAGCGUAACAAUAACAAUAUCAAUCGCAACAAUAAUGCUGGCAAUGCUGCUGCUGCCUUUGCUGCAGUGCAGCAGAUUCAACGCAUGAUGGAUGCCGUGGAGCGUGAGAACAACGAUCCUCAGGCUGCGGUCGAGCCAGUGGCCGCUGGUCAGGAUGCACCCGAUGCUCCUGUCGCCGCUGCUGCUGCUGCUGCUGCAGCGGCUGAUGCUGCUCCCGCUGAUCCAGCUGCAGCUGCUCAUGCCGCUGCUCCUGCCGCAGUACCGGCCAGUGCUGCUGGACCUGAAGAGGCGGCUGCCGUUUCAGCCGAAGCCGCUGCCGUGGAACCACCAAAUGCCAAUAACUCUGUGAUUUCCGUUGUGCGCACCUUUGUCAUUACGUUCUUCACCUCGCUGCUGCCCGAGGCACCGGCGCUGUAGAGGAAUCUGUAAAUCUACUAUUACCAUUCGCGGGCGCAGCCGCUUUCAGCCACCCCACCCCACCCCAGCCCACGCCCACGCCCCAACCUUCCCCCCCCCAACGUCAUAAUCAAAAUGUUAUAACUUCUUCCUUUGGCUUUUGGACUACCCGUCGGAAGAGGGUAGCCAAAGCAAACUUUGUUUUUCUAGCUGUAAGGAUUAAGUAUAUAUUUAUUAAAUUUCUUUGCGUGCGCGCUCCAUGGCUGCUGCACGCUGCCUACCCAACGCCCCGCCCCGCCCCGCCCCCUUGUAGCCCUUAGACAUUAGCUAAUUAAGAGAAAAAAAAUAUACUGUUUUUGAUGUGAAUACGACAAGUACGAAAAGGAGAGCUGAUCUGCUCUGGACGAGUGAGUGCCAGAGACGAAACUAUGAAACCAAGAUGCAAUUACAAAUAAAAAAUUAUGCUUUAACACUGAAA
Molecule: messenger RNA, 2321 nt
Organism: Drosophila obscura
Lineage: Eukaryota; Metazoa; Arthropoda; Insecta; Diptera; Drosophilidae
Gene: Herp
Product: homocysteine-responsive endoplasmic reticulum-resident ubiquitin-like domain member 2 protein
Exons: 4
Coding region: 389-1864 (491 amino acids)
Biological process (GO): endoplasmic reticulum unfolded protein response
Molecular function (GO): protein binding
Source: RefSeq, a predicted model, not a curated record